This is a messenger RNA of Pantherophis guttatus, 766 nucleotides long. The record is from RefSeq and is a predicted model, not a curated record. NCBI's taxonomy places the organism in Eukaryota, Metazoa, Chordata, Lepidosauria, Squamata, Colubridae.
UGGUUGGUGAGAAGAGUAUCUCCAUAAUGGACAGUCCAUUGAUAUGCACUGGGGAGGAGAAGAUAGAGACCCUCCUUGUAUCUGUUUUUGAAAUGGACAUGACUGGCCACAGCUAUAGCAUCUACAAUGCAGUCUACAUUUUGGCACAAGCAUUACAUGUUGCUUAUUCAACUACCUUCAGAAACAGAGCAAGAGUAGGCAAAGUAGGAGUUAUUGAACUUCUCCAACUUCAUCCAUGGAAGCUCAAUCAAAUAGUAAGAAGCAUCUCAUUCAAUAAUACUGCAGGAGAAACAUUAUCUUUCAAACAAAACGGAGAACUAAAGGCUGGGUUUGAUGUCAUCAAUUGGGUUACAUUCCCAAAUAAAUCCUUUUUGAAAGUCAAAGUUGGUGGAAUAGGAUCUGUGACUUCCCAAGAGGACAGGUUAAAAAUGGAUGAAGCCAUCAUUUGGCCAAGCAGGUUUAACCAGGUUUGGAUAAUGCGGAAUUCAGUUACUGCUUUAACUGAAUAGAUGUGAGCUGUGGGACAAUUCCUGUGAUUCCUAUGUCUGAAAUACUAAAAGAUAUGCCUGGGGAAACCUAUAAUGAUUGAUGUUAUAGAAAGGGAGGUUUAAUUGCCAUAUAGUACUCCUGCAAGUUAGAAGAAGAAAAAAUGCCUUUAGAAGUGAUGUAAUAACCAUGUCAACAAAGCUUUUACACAUUUAGACAGUGCUGAAAAGGUAACAAUUUAAUUGUAACCAAAAUAAAUCCCCAAAAUUAGGAGAAAUAA